Molecule: messenger RNA, 297 nt
Organism: Macrosiphum euphorbiae (potato aphid)
Lineage: Eukaryota; Metazoa; Arthropoda; Insecta; Hemiptera; Aphididae
Source: the annotation of a GenBank genome assembly
AUGACGACACUGAUCUGCCCCACCAACGAAAAGAAAAGCUCCGCCGCCGGCAACAAGCCACCGUCGUCGCCGGGUUUCCGUGUCAGCAAACUCACUCUUUUUACGGCCUUUCACCUGCCUGGACGCCUGGUUAACGUCUCCACACCUGCCCGGUCGACUUCAUACACUCGUCUUUGUAAAACGACCUGCAGACCACGAGGCAACCGAGUUGAUCGGCAAACAACCCACUCCCGAGAAUCGUUUUCAACUACCGUCAACAUACUGGGACACCUGCGAUCGCUCACCAUGAUGGGCUGA